AUGUAUUCUGGUCAUAUUCAUGAACCUACAAUUAUUUUAGAAGCAGUAGCAUCAUAUGAUCUUUGGAUAUGGCAUGCAUUUUUUGGGUUAUCGGGGUUUCAUAAUGACAUCAACGUGCUAGAACGAUCUUCAAUAUUUACCAAGCUUGCUGAAAGGCAUACUCCUUCUGUCAAUUACUCAAUCAAUGCUCAAGAGUCGGCAAGGAAAGAUGUAGAAUGUGCUUUUGGAGUUCUUCAAGCACGAUUUGCAAUUAUACAUGGACUUGCAAGUUCUUGGGAACGUAAAACACUUAAGAACAUUAUGAAGGCAUGCAUAAUACUGCAUAACGUGGUUGUUAAGGAUGAGCGAGAUGUUAAUGAAACAGAAGACUACGGCUAUGAACAAAUCGAUGAAAAUCCCCAUGUAUUUGUUUCACAUGAGUAUACAACUGAAUUUAUGGAAUUCAUUCGACACCAUCAUCGCAUUAGAGAUAGAGAAACUCAUUCUCAACUACAAUCGGACCUCAUCCAGCAAUUGUGGCAACUACAUAGUCAAUCAUAG
Camellia sinensis is the source of this 540-nucleotide messenger RNA. RefSeq lists its product as uncharacterized. Lineage: Eukaryota; Viridiplantae; Streptophyta; Magnoliopsida; Ericales; Theaceae. The record is from RefSeq and is a predicted model, not a curated record.